AUGGCCUCAGACUCCCUUCUGCUCACCACUACCGAGGACUACGACAACGACGUCACCGUUGGCACGAUAAAAUGUACCGCACCAGUAGCGUUCGGAGGCGAGAAACAAUGGCUCUAUUUACCAGCUACCAAGAAGUUCGACCUCACACGCGGAUCAGCGCAGAAGAUGGCCUUCGAAUGCGAUGCAGAUGAGCGCCACACCGGCUUCAUGAUCGAUCCUGGAGCAUCAGUAUUGGUAGUCGUCGACAUGCAAAACUACUUCAUCAACCCAAUGUAUCGAGACCAUGCCGCAGGGAUCGCUGCCAUCGAACCGACCUUGAAAGUCAUCGAGAGAUGCCGAAAGGAAGGCAUUCAGGUCGCAUGGCUAAACUGGGGAAUCACCGACCAAUCCCUCAAAAGCAUGGCGCCUGCAAUCCAACGAGGUUUCAGCAAGAGCUUAGGCUGGCACAUUGGUCUCGGCGCUCAACUUCCAAAUGACCAAGGAAGAUGCCUCUUCAAGCGCACAUGGAACGCUGAUCUCUACGACCCUUUCAAAGCUGUCGCUCAACCCGGAGAUCUCUUCUUUGACAAGACGCGCAUGAGUGGACUAUGGUCUACUAAAGAACCACUGCACGAGUAUCUAAGAGCUGUUGGGAAGCAGACUCUAAUCUUUGCCGGCGUGAACACGGAUCAAUGCGUUUUCGGCACAGUGUCUGAUGCAUACUCCUAUGGUUGGGACUGCAUCAUGCUGCGUGACUGUACGGGUACUAUGACCGGUCGAGGUGCGCAGGAAUUGACAGAGUACCAGGUGUCCACAAACAUGGGGUUUGUGACAACCAGCCGCGCACUUUACGAAGCGCAGGUCGGUGACCACUUUGAGGAGUAUUGA
This is a messenger RNA of Didymosphaeria variabile, 867 nucleotides long. RefSeq lists its product as uncharacterized. Lineage: Eukaryota; Fungi; Ascomycota; Dothideomycetes; Pleosporales; Didymosphaeriaceae. The transcript has a single exon. The record is from RefSeq and is a predicted model, not a curated record. The coding region runs from base 1 to 867 and encodes 288 amino acids.